This is a messenger RNA of Antrostomus carolinensis (chuck-will's-widow), 4174 nucleotides long. RefSeq lists its product as uncharacterized. The transcript has 13 exons. The record is from RefSeq and is a predicted model, not a curated record. Gene Ontology annotation, biological process: sarcomere organization. Gene Ontology annotation, cellular component: M band. The annotation marks the transcript as partial. NCBI's taxonomy places the organism in Eukaryota, Metazoa, Chordata, Aves, Caprimulgiformes, Caprimulgidae.
AGACCAGGUUUAAAACCCUUCAAGAAAUCUUCUGUCCCAGGAGUUCUCAUCACCCAGUUUGUGGAUGAUAUUCCAGAAGGAUGCAGUACACCUGACUUUGAGCGGAAACCUGUCACUCUGACAUUGCAGGAAGGUAAAAAUGCCAUUUUCAGAGCUGUGGUGAAAGGUGACCCAACCCCUGACGUGAAAUGGACACGUAUGCAAGGAGGAAUGGAUGAUCCUGCCAAAUAUGAAACAUUCUUCAAUAACGUUACAAAUGAAUACAUUCUGCAGAUAAACAAACUCACCACAGCUGACAGUGAUUUGUAUCGUUGCAUUGCUGUGAAUGAAUAUGGGGAAGCUGCCUGCUCUGCUGGCCUCAGGAUCCUACAAGUUGGCUUUAAGAGGAAAGCAAAAUAUGUUCCUGUUCAUCCUGCUGAUGAGUUGAAGAAGAAGCUUCAGGAGUUCAGGAAGCUGCUGAGGAAGCGAGCCCCAGCACCAAAACCAAAACCCUUGGACAAAGAAGCAGUCUGGCAACUGUUGCUGCAUGCAGAUAGAAGAGAUUAUGAGAAAAUCUGUAUGAAAUAUGGGAUUGUUGACUUCCGUGGGAUGCUGAGGAAGCUGCAGGAGCUAAGGAAGGACAGAGAGAGUGAACAAGAAGAGCUAAUAGACAGCAUCAAAAACUUUCAACACAUCAAAGUCAACAAGGAUGGAAAAGCCACGUUCAGUCUGGAGAUGAACCUGAAAAACAGUAACAGCAAAGUUUCUCUGCUUAAGGAUGGUGAGAGGCUCAGAUAUGGAACGGGGGAUGAAUAUAGAAAGCACUGCCUGAGACGAAUUGGAAGGAAGUAUAAUUUCAUUAUCAACGAUGUGCAACCAGAAGAUGCAGGCGUGUAUGAAGUCAGAGUGGAGGAUGUACCUGUUUUCUCAACCGAACUGGACCCCGAAUCCAUUCCUGUGAGAUUUGAGCAGCCUCUCAGUGAUCUAAGUUGCCCUGAGGAAGAAAAUGCUGUCUUUGAGUGUGUCCUACGCACACCCUGCUACGAUGCGGUGUGGCUACACAAAACCCACCUCCUCGAGGCAAGUGAGAAGCACCAGAUCUCCGUAACACCUGAUGGCCUGACCCACCAGCUGACUAUCAAAAACGUUGUGCCCUCUGACAGUGGCAUGUACACGCUGGACACAGGACUCUGCUCCUCAAAUGCCUGGCUUAUUGUGGAGUAUGCCAAAGGAAAGAGGAGACAGGGUGAAGGAGGUGAGAGAGAGAAACCUGAGGGGAUGAAAGAAACAUUACCAGAUACGGAAAGGGCUAAGAAACUUCGACGCAGAGAAUAUGUUGGUGAUGAAGAUCAUCUUAUGGACACUGAUGUGCAAAAAGAUGGCUGGUACAGAAAUGGUCAAGGCAGGAGUCAAGGCCAAUCCGUUGAUGCUGAUGGAAGCCAUAGAUUUUUGGGAAAAGAGGGGCUACGCAAAGUCCACAAAAAUGAAAGGACAGGGUUUGGGCAGUUUUCUGGAGCAGACCUAGAUGGAGACUCAAUGACAGAAGAUGGUAGUAGUUUUGGAUUAAAAGGUUUAGGAGGCAAAAGUAGAUUAAGGCCUGUCCGUGGCAAGGAUUCUAUGACAGGCAGAGCAGAUGCUGGUGAUGAGUCAGGAGGAGCAGGUGAAUGGUAUUCUGUGGAUGGCAGAGAUGAUGGUGUGCUGGAUACUGUUAACGUUGACAUGGGUGAUGGAGAAGGUGUGGGCUCUUGGCAUGACCAAGAUGGUAAAUUAGGUGAUAUUAAUUACAGAGCUGGCUUUGGGGGUGUUGGGAGAUUAGGUGCUACUGAUGGAAGUUCUGUGUUAGAUGGACUCGAUCCUGAUUCAUCCAGAGUGGGAGAUGGAAUGAGGUCCCCAUAUAGCAAGGAUGGUCUGUCAGCUGUAGUUGAUAUGAAUGGAGCGAGUAUGAACAGAGAAGGACAAAAAGGGACUCCUUACAUUGAGGAGGGCAUGACCCUGCGUGCUAGUGCUCAUUUAACUCAGGCAGGAAGGUCUGGCUUGCUGUAUGGCCCAGGUGGUUUUCCGGCUGGAGAUGGGGCUAUGUCUGGUGCAGGUGGCAGUUCUAUAGGGGAAAUGGAGGUUUUGUAUGGAAAGGAUGGUUGCCCAGUUGGAGCAGGUGUUGCUGGUGCUGGUGUAGCUGGUGCAGGAGGAGUUGGAUCUCCAUAUGGAAAGGAUGGUCUCCCAGCUGGGACUGGUGUUGCUGGUGCUGGUGUAGCUGGUGCAGGAGGAGUUGGGUACCCGUAUGGAAAGGAUGGCUUUGCAGCUGGAUCAGGCUUUGGUGGUGCUGGAGUAGCUGGUGCAGGGGCAUUUGGGACUCCCUAUGGAAAGGAUGGUCUCCCAGCUGGGACUGGUGUUGCUGGUGCUGGUGUAGGGGGAGCUGGGUCUCCCUAUGGAAAGGAUGGUCUCCCAGCUGGGGCUGGUGUUGCUGGUGCUGGUGUAGCUGGUACAGGGGCAUUUGGGGCUCCUUAUGGAAAGGAUGGUGUUCCAGCUGGAGCAGGUGUUGGUGCUGAUGGUGUAGCUCAUGCAGGAGGAGUUGGGUACCCGUAUGGAAAGGAUGGCUUUGCAGCUGGAUCAGGCUUUGGUGGUGCUGGAGUAGCUGGUGCAGGGGCAUUUGGGACUCCCUAUGGAAAGGAUGGUCUCCCAGCUGGGGCUGGUGUUGGUGGUGCUGGUGUAGAGGGAGUUGGGUUUCCCUAUGGAAAGGAUGGUCUCCCUCAUGGAGCAGCCAUUGGUGGGGUUGCAGCUGGUGGUUUUGGAGGUGUUGGAACUCCGUAUGGAAAGGAUGGUCUCCCAGCUGGGUCAGGUGUUAGUGGUGCUGGUGUAGCUGGUACAGGGGCAUUUGGGGCUCCUUAUGGAAAGGAUGGUCUCCCAGCUGGGGCUGGUGAAGGGGGAAUUGGUUCACCUUAUGGAACAGACGGUCUUCCAGCUGGAACAGGUAUUGCUGGUGCUGGUGCUGGUGUAGGGGGAGUUGGAUCUCCCUAUGGAAAGGAUGGUCUCCCAGCUGGAGAAGGCUUCGUUGGUGCUGGUGUUGCUGGUAUGGGGGUAGCUGGGUCUCUGUAUGGAAAGGAUGGCCUUCCUGUUGGAGCAGGUAUUGGUGGGGCUACAGCUGGUGGUUUUGGAGGUGUUGGAUCUCCCUAUGGAAAGGAUGGUCUCCCAGCUGGAGCAGGUGUUGCUGGUGCUGGUGUUGCUGGUGCAGGAGUUGGGUCUCCUUAUGGAAAGGAUGGUCUCCCAGCUGGAGCUGGCAUUGGUGGGGCUGGUGUUGCUGGUGCAGGGGUAGCUGGGUCUCUGUACGGAAAGGAUGGCCUUCCUGUUGGAGCAGGUAUUGGUGGGGCUACAAUUGGUGGUUUUGGAGGUGUUGGGUCUCCCUAUGGAAAGGAUGGUGUUCCAGCUGGAGCAGGCAUUGGUGGUGCUGGUGUUGCUGGUGCUGGAGUUGCUGGUGCAGGAGGAGCUGGGUCUCUGUACGGAAAGGAUGGCCUUCCUGUUGGAGCUGGCAUUGGUGGGGCUGGUGUUGCUGGUUUUGGGGGAGUUGGAUCUCCCUAUGGAAAGGAUGGUCUCCCAGCUGGAGCUGGUGUUGCUGGUGCUGGUGUUGCUGGUGCAGGAGGAGUUGGGUCUCCAUAUGGUAAGGAUGGUCUCCCAGCUGGAGGAGGUUUUGUUGGAGCUGGUAUAGCUGGUGCAGGAGGAGCUGGGUCUCCGUAUGGAAAGGAUGGCCUUCCUGUUGGAGCAGGCGUUGGUGGGGCUGGUGUUGCUGGUUUUGGAGGUGUUGGAUCUCCCUAUGGAAAGGAUGGUCUCCCAGCUGGAGCAGGUGUUGGUGCUGAUGGUGUAGCUCAUGCAGGAGGAGUUGGGUACCCGUAUGGAAAGGAUGGUUUUCCAGCUGGAUCAGGCAUUGGUGGUGCUGGCGUAGCUGGUGCAGGGGCAUUUGGGACUCCCUAUGGAAAGGAUGGUCUCCCAGCUGGGGCUGACAUUGGUGGUGCUGGUUCAGGGACAGUUGGGUCUCUAUAUGGAAAGGAUGCUAUUCCAGCUGGAGCUGGCAUUGGUGGUGCCGGUGCUGGUGCAGGAGGAGUUGGGUUUCCAUAUGGACAGGAUGGUCUCCCAACUGGAGCCGGUGCUGGUGGUGCUGGUGUAGCUGGUGUAGGGGGUGUUGGGGCUCCUUAUGGAAAGGAUG